AUGAAUAAUAAUAAUAAUAAUAAAGAUACUGAAGGAAAAAGAUUCAUAAAAAGAUUUAGAUUAAGUUUUAGCGCUGGUACUAGUACCCAUGAAAGAAAAACUAGUUUGGUUAACAUGUCUCCUUCAACUUCUUCUUUAAAUAAUAUAGAUUCAAAUUAUAAUAAUAAUAAUAAUGUUACAAAUACACCAAUUAAAUCUGUAACAUCAUCACCUUCAAUUCACUAUACACCAGUAAAUGAUAAUAAUCAACAACCUCAACUACCAUCACAACCCAAUGAAGAAUUUCAAUUUACUGUACCAACUACUCCAAGUGAUAAAAAGAAGAAAAGGGUAGUUUUUCAAGUAAAUUAA
This is a messenger RNA of Dictyostelium discoideum AX4, 351 nucleotides long. RefSeq lists its product as hypothetical. The transcript has a single exon. NCBI's taxonomy places the organism in Eukaryota, Evosea, Eumycetozoa, Dictyosteliales, Dictyosteliaceae. Bases 1 to 351 code for a protein of 116 amino acids. The record is from RefSeq and is a predicted model, not a curated record.